Molecule: messenger RNA, 606 nt
Organism: Pseudomassariella vexata
Lineage: Eukaryota; Fungi; Ascomycota; Sordariomycetes; Amphisphaeriales; Pseudomassariaceae
Exons: 2
Coding region: 1-606 (201 amino acids)
Source: RefSeq, a predicted model, not a curated record
AUGCGUUUCACUUCGAUCAUCGUCGCUGGCAUCUUUGCGCUCUCUGCCACCGCACAGUCGACCACUGGGGAAACCAGCGUAUCCUCCACGACUACCAGCGCUGUUCCAACCAACUCGGUCCAGGCUGCCAUUGAUAACUGCCUCAAGGCUUGCGAAUCUGGCGACGUCAACUGCCAAGCCAAGUGCAUUACCGUGCCGAGCCCUGACAACGCCGCCGCAAACGCCACGACCGAGUGCGUUGCCAACUGCGACCAGGGCAGCGGCAGCGCCGCCGACAACACCGCCUACGGCAGCUGUGUCGACGGCUGCAUUGCCCAGUACUUCUACUCCACCACUGGCGGUGCCUCCGCAGCCACUGCCACCGCCGCUGGCACUGGCACUGGCACUGGCAGCGCUUCUGUCACUGCUAUUGUGUCCACCAUUACCGAUGCCUCCACCACUUUUGAGACAACUGUCGGCUCCAGCACUAUCGAAGCCGGCUCAGCUACAGAAUCCGGCACUGGGUCGUCUGCCACAUCUACCUCCUCGAGCGCCGCCGGCAUGCUCUUUUCACCCGCGGCACCGGUGGGCCUUCUCGGCUUUUUGGUUGCUAUGCUUGCUCUGUGA